UUCUUGAUUUGCGUUUUCAAAGAUUCUUCAUUUUUUAUUUAUUUUCUGCUCAGUUCAUCUUGUUGAAUUGCAGCUUACUAUUGAGAAGUGUGUGUUGUCAAAUUGUUUUUGGAAUCUAAUUAAAAUUUAAAAAAAAAAAAAAAACACGUUCCGCGUCCCGUUACCAUGACAACCAUCCAACUAACGACGGCAGUCGCAGGGACGAAGCUCGGAUGAACUCAAGUAUGAUUGCAUCACCGCGGCUGGGCGUCUUCAGAGAGUCGAUGCUGCGGGACCCGCUGCUGAUCAAGGCUCCGCUGGGGAGGGCCCGGUCCAGGGGCCUCACCAUCCCGGGUCCAGAUUUCACCUAUGGAGCCAGCACCAUGAUGAAAGACGGAAGUGUGGCUGAAGCUCUGUCCAGCUGGCAGCUGCAGAUUGAAGCCGAAGAGGCCGUGAUGAAGGUUCCGUGUCCGGACUUCGUGGCUCUGAACCGGGACGCGGUCCGGUCCGGUUUGGUGACGUCCAAGGAGCUGAGGCAGUACCGAAUCCAGGUGGGCGACCUUCAGGUCAAGGCCGCGGAGCAGCAGCAGUGCAGAACCUCACGGCGAGCCCAUCUGGUACCGGACAUUGUGUUCGGGAUCCGCAACAGGCCGUCCUCUCCGCUGGCCGACGUCCUGGCUCACCACUACGGCCACCGCUGGCUGGAGGAGCAGCUGAGCCGGAACCGACCUGGCAACCUGACGGCUAAACCGGGUCGAGCUGCAGAGACCAGAACCAGUCUGCUGAGGAGCGCCAGAACCGAGACGGUUGAGAAGAAACCCUUCACCCUGCCUCAGUUCUCACAGAUUCCGGCGGCGCUGGACACUUUCCGGGACUCAGCAGACCGGAAGCGGGCUGCCAGCGCUCAGCAGCAGAACCGGUGAUCCAGAGAGGACGGCCGGAUCGGGGCCAGAACCGGACCGGUUCUGAUUACUGCUAAUAAAGCAGCAAUGUUUGCUCCACAG
Poecilia latipinna (sailfin molly) is the source of this 983-nucleotide messenger RNA. It is a transcript of the gene cfap77, whose product is annotated as cilia and flagella associated protein 77. NCBI's taxonomy places the organism in Eukaryota, Metazoa, Chordata, Actinopteri, Cyprinodontiformes, Poeciliidae. The record is from RefSeq and is a predicted model, not a curated record. The transcript has 7 exons. Bases 213 to 902 code for a protein of 229 amino acids.